AUGGAGAUGACUGAUUCAGAUACAAGAUCUAAAACACCAGACCUCGAUAUUGAGGUCAGAAAGAUUUCAGAAGAGGAGGGUGUUCAAAAUGAAGACUCCUAUGACGAUAUUAAGGAUGAAAACUUUGAUUUGUUUAAAGAAGGCGGGCUUAAUGAUGAAAUUGACCAGAAGGAAUCUACACGUGUUGCCAGGAAGUUUGACUACCAUAUGAUGUGGAUUUUAUGUACCCUUUAUGGUAUUAAUUAUGUCGAUAAGGCUGCAUUAGGUUGGGCAGUCCUUCUUAACUUUAAAGAAGACUUGAAUCUAGUUGGUGAUGAUUAUAGUUGGGUUUCUGCGAUUUUCUAUUUUGGUUACUUGGGUGCGCAAUAUCCUGCUUCGUACUUGUUACAACGGUUCCCUGUCGGUAAAGUUAUUUCCAUCUCUACUCUCCUAUGGGGUGUCAUCAUGUUUGGUCAUAUUGGCUGUACAAACUACGCCGGUAUUCUUGUUUGCAGAUUCUUGCUAGGUGUUUUUGAGGCCCCUAUCUCUGGUGGCUUUGUUUUGUUCACAUCUUUAUUCUAUACAAGAAAAGAACAGGUCACCAGAACCAUGUUCUGGGGUUCCAUGCAAGGUAUUUUCUAUGUUAUCUUCAGUUUCAUUUCCUAUGGUUUGGGUUUUGCUCAUAACUCUCACCUAAGUGAAUGGCAGAUGGUCUAUCUUGUUUUGGGUCUCUGCUCUAUCACUGUUGCUUGCAUUUGGCUAGUAAUGAUUCCUGACUCUCCAAAAAAUGCACGUUUCUUGAACAAGGAGGAAAAAAUCAUUGCUAUCAAGAGAGUUUCCCAGAAUAUGAUGGGUACUAAGACCAGCGACUGGAAGUAUAGUCAAAUGUGGGAAUGUACCCUCGAUCCGAAGACCUGGUUCUUGGUUGCCUUUAUUGUAUUGUCUAUGAUUCCAAAUGGAGGAUUGACAAACUUUGGUACUUUGGUCUUAAGUGAUAUUGUUCACAACAGAGUGCAGUCUAUUGCUAUCUCGGUUGGCAGUUCCUUUUUCUCUUCUGGUCAGAUGCUUAUCUACUCCUAUUUUGCCUCAAGGCACAACAAUCUCAGAACAAUCGGUAUGUCAUGUCCUUUAUUAUUGGCAAUUGCUGGUCUUUCUGCCGUCUACGCUACCGAGGAUCAUGGUGCCAAAUGGGGACGUGUGUUUGCUUACUGGAUGAUUAAUUCCUAUGCCGUCGUCUGGCCGUUCACUUUAUCUAUCAUCGGAUCCAAUUAUGCUGGUCAUACCAAACGUGCUACUAUGAGUAUGUACUUGCUUAUUUUCUUCUCCGUCGGUAACAUUAUUGGUCCAUUCUGUUUUAUUUCCGCCGAUGCUCCGAAGUACACCAAAGCUUUGGCCACAAAUUUAGGCUGCUUCUGUGCAUGUUUCGCUAUUGCGGUUUGCUUCAGAUUAUAUCUUGUCUGGGAGAAUAAGAAAAGAGAUGCCAAGUACGGUGUUGUUCAACUUGAGGAUGUCAAAAAUGAAGAAAGACAUGAGGGUGUUCUUAAUGGUAUGAAAGAUCUUACAGAUAUCCAGAAUAAGGACUUCCGUUACGUCUUGUGA
This is a messenger RNA of Brettanomyces nanus, 1578 nucleotides long. RefSeq lists its product as uncharacterized. The record is from RefSeq and is a predicted model, not a curated record. Gene Ontology annotation, biological process: allantoate transport; tripeptide transport; dipeptide transport. The transcript has 2 exons. Gene Ontology annotation, cellular component: plasma membrane. Gene Ontology annotation, molecular function: allantoate transmembrane transporter activity; dipeptide transmembrane transporter activity. The coding region runs from base 1 to 1578 and encodes 525 amino acids. NCBI's taxonomy places the organism in Eukaryota, Fungi, Ascomycota, Pichiomycetes, Pichiales, Pichiaceae.